Trypanosoma theileri is the source of this 1101-nucleotide messenger RNA. Its product is annotated as putative deaminase. The record is from RefSeq and is a predicted model, not a curated record. Gene Ontology annotation, biological process: tRNA wobble adenosine to inosine editing. Gene Ontology annotation, cellular component: cytoplasm; nucleus. The transcript has a single exon. NCBI's taxonomy places the organism in Eukaryota, Euglenozoa, Kinetoplastea, Trypanosomatida, Trypanosomatidae. Gene Ontology annotation, molecular function: tRNA-specific adenosine-34 deaminase activity. The coding region runs from base 1 to 1101 and encodes 366 amino acids.
AUGGAAGAGGUGGUUACCCCAGAACCACCCCCUCAGCUCGUGCGUGGUGUUGCAAUUCGCAUACAAAAGCCUAGUUGUAGUGCUGCCUUUCUUGGUAUUGCUAACAAGCAUUUUCCACUCUCAUCACAUACUUCUCAUUUGAAGCGAAUUCGAAAAACCCCAAAUGAGGCGAUAUCACCGCUCUUGGAUGAUGCGGAUACCAAUAAAGAAAAGAAGAACGACACUUUGUGCAAUAAUGUGACUACUGAAACUGUAACUGAUGUUUCUGUAGUCCCAGAGGAAGAUCAUUCACUGCAAUUGUUGCUUGGGGUUGAAUCUUCUAUGGAUACCAGUCUUCUUGAGAGGUUUAGGGAGGUAUCUGGUUCUGCAGAUCCCAUUAGGAUGGAAAGUGUUUGGGUGCCAGACAGAGCCCCUCGCAGGUGUCCAGAGGAGUGGCGAAAGUGGUCUGCGGUGUGGCCAUUUGCCUCUCCAAAGCCACGACCGGCUUCUUCAUUUCCACAAGAGGAAGUUGUUCACAUUCGUCGCAUCUUUAAUGAAGUGGUGUUGCCAUUGGCAGAACGUACACGCAGCGCAGAGGUACUUGGAUUGGCAGCUGUGUUGGUGGAUCCCUCACAGAAUUGGCGUAUACUUGUUUCUAGCGAUGAGGCUCCUCCACUCUUGAGAUCAAAUGCAGUGGCUUGCUCUGGAUACAUUCCACAAAUUAACUGUACUGGAGGUAGAGGACAAGAUGGUAUUGUUCUUGACCAUCCAGUUACCUAUGUGCUUAAGAAGCUUUCCUAUCUCCAGUGUAGUGAUGAUUCUUCAAGUAAUGAGGAGGUUCCUUAUUUGGCGAAUAAUAUAGAUCUUUUCGUUAGUCAUGAACCGUGUGUGAUGUGUUCAAUGGCGUUGGUACACAGUAGGGUAAGACGAGUUUUUUACUGUUUCCCUAAUUCUACACAUGGUGGAUUGGGCUCCAUCUUCACAAUUCACGCUAUUCCUUCACUUAAUCAUCACUUUCGUGUUUUUCGCUGUAGUCCAAGUUGGAUCUGUGAAAAAGCCGAUGAGGUGCAUGGGGCUUGUGAUGAUACUCUCAACAAGUGGGAAACUCUGCGUUAUCCAUGA